AUGAAGGCACUCGCUGUAGUACUGCUUUUGAUCACACUGCAGUAUUCGUGUGCCGUGAGCCCCACGGACUGCGACACUGCUAAGCCUGUGGCUGAGAAAGCUCUAGACCAGAUCAAUAAAAGGCGACGGGAUGGCUACGUUUUCCAGUUGCUGCGGGUCACUGAUGCCCACUUGGACAAACAGGAAUCUGCUACUGUCUAUUAUUUAGACUUAGAUGUGAAGGAAACUGACUGUCCGGUCCUCUCCAGGAAACACUGGGAUGACUGCAAGCCAGCUGUUUCUAGACGUCCAUCUGAUUUAGUGAUUGGACAGUGCAAGGUACUAGCUAUCACACAUUCGAGUGAAUCUCUGGAUCUUAGAGUGCCCGAUUUUAACUGCACCACAAGUUCUGUUUCUUCAGCAGUGGCCAAUAACAAAGACAGUUCUGUAGUCUUGGAUUUCUUUGAGGAUACCAAGCUCUACAAAAAACAAGCUGAUGAAGCCCUUAAGAAGUACAAAAGGGAGAAUGGUGAUUUCGCCUUUUUCAGAGUGGACCAAGUAGAGAGAGUUGCAAGAGCCAAAGGAGGGGAAAGAACCAAUUACUAUGUGGACUUCUCUGUGAGGAACUGCUCCAGUGAGAAUUUCCCCAGAUACCGUCAUGUCUUUGGAUUCUGCAGAGCAGAUUUGUCUUAUGAUGUAGGGGCCACUGACUUGGAAACCCCAGAAGACAUUGUCGUAAACUGUGAAGUCUUCAACUUUGAGGAACACAGAAACAUCAGUGGUGGAUGGCCCUUUGCUGGCAAGUCUCCAUUUAAGCCAGAUGGGUCUAGAGACCAUCAUCAUCCCCCAAAGCCACAUGAACAUGGAUGCCCACCUUCCCCAGCAGAAGAUCACCCAGACAGACCACCACUUAAUCCAGGAGCUCCUCCACCAUCGCCCCCUCCAGGGACAAGAUGUCGUCACCACCCUUUUGUCACCAAUGGGAUCCAGGGAUCCCCUCACAAUCAUACUUCUAGUAAGAACCAGUCCCAUGAGCAUCACCCCCAUGGACACCGUCCCCAUGGACCCCCUCCCUUUGGACCCCCUCCCCAUGAACAUCCUCCCCAUGGACAUCCUCCCCACGGACCCCCUCCCUUUGGACAUCCUCCCCAUGGGCCCCCUCCCCAUGGACCUCCUCCCCAUGGACCCCCUCCCCAUGGACCCCCUCCUCAUGGCCAUAAAUUCCAUGACUAUGGCCCCUGUGACCCACCACCACAUAGCCAAGGUCCCCAGGAUCACCAUCGCCAUGACCACGGCCCACCACCUAAGCACUCAAAAGAAAAAGGCCCAGGUAAAGGACAUGUUCCCUUCCACGGCAGACACACUACAUAUGUUUAUCGACUCCCUCCACUAAAGGAAGGUGAAGUUCUUCCUCUUCCUGAAGCCAAUUUUCCCAUCUUCUCAUUGCCAAGCCGCAGAGACCCUCUAAAGCCAGAAAUUCAGCCCUUCCCUCAGUCAGCCUCUGAAUCAUGUCCAGGGCAGUUCAAGAGUGAAUUUCUACAAACUUCCAAGUUUUUUGCACAUACAUCUGCAAAAUAA
This is a messenger RNA of Galeopterus variegatus (Sunda flying lemur), 1557 nucleotides long. RefSeq names its product histidine-rich glycoprotein (gene HRG). NCBI's taxonomy places the organism in Eukaryota, Metazoa, Chordata, Mammalia, Dermoptera, Cynocephalidae. The transcript is spliced from 7 exons. Gene Ontology annotation, biological process: regulation of platelet activation; negative regulation of endopeptidase activity; heme transport. Gene Ontology annotation, molecular function: cysteine-type endopeptidase inhibitor activity; serine-type endopeptidase inhibitor activity; heparin binding. Gene Ontology annotation, cellular component: extracellular region; endolysosome; blood microparticle. The record is from RefSeq and is a predicted model, not a curated record. Bases 1 to 1557 code for a protein of 518 amino acids.